Molecule: messenger RNA, 948 nt
Organism: Cyclocybe aegerita
Lineage: Eukaryota; Fungi; Basidiomycota; Agaricomycetes; Agaricales; Hemipholiotaceae
Source: the annotation of a GenBank genome assembly
AAUGAGCCCAAGCAACCUCAAAGUGAAGCUCAACAAUGGCGUCGAAGUCCCCAUCGUCGCUAGCGGCUCGUAUGCACCUCCGAAUCCUGAAGCUCAAGGUAAGGUCAAGAGCUGGAUCUUGACUGCGCUCCAGAAUGGGUAUCGGCACAUUGACACGGCACAUAUGUACGGAACGGAGAAGGCCGUUGGUGAGGCCGUUCGGGAGUCUGGUAUCCCGCGCGAGGAGAUCUUCAUUACGACGAAGCUACGGUGGAAUGCUGGAGGCAAAGUGAGAGACUCGUUCGAGGAAAGUCUUGUCAACCUAGGCCUCGGGCAUAUCGAUUUGUACCUCCUGCACUGGCCGCAAGCCGUUGUCUAUGAACCAGGAAACCUCGCACCUAGAAACCCAGAUGGGAGGGUGAAGACUACCAAUGAUUUCAACUUCAGUCAAACUUGGGCCGAGAUGGAGAAGCUCUUGGAGACGGGUAAAGUUAGGGCGAUUGGCGUCAGCAAUUUCUCAAUCAAGAGCCUGGAGCAACUCUUCAAGACAGCUAAUGUGACACCCGCAGUCAAUCAAGUCGGGUUGCAUCCAUACCUUGCCAGCAAUGAACUUCGGCACUACUGUGCGAAACGUGGAAUCGCCAUCGCCGCCUACACUCCCAGCGGUUAUGGCACCGUCAGAAGCGACCCCCUCAUUGUAAGCCUCGCAGAGAAGUACAAAGUCACUCCGACACAAGUUAUCUUUGCGUGGCACUUGUCGCGUGGCACGAUAAUCGUUCCAAAGAGCGAGAAUGAUGAGAGGCAGAAGGAGAAUAUCGCGAUCCCAACCGUCUCCGAGGAAGACCUGGGCAAGAUCUGGCACCUUGACCGCGGACAGAGGUUGUGUAACAAGGCGAAUGAGAAGACUGGGCAAGUUUGGGGCUGGACCUACCAGCAACUUGGCUGGGAGGAUUUUCACCCCAAGCUUUG